AGCAACAGUACUCGUAGUGGUGCACCCGAAGCUAAUGUCGGCAAGUCGGAGGCAGUGACGACAAGGUUACCCCAGAGAGAGCAGCCACGCGCUUCGAAAAACAGCACGAUCACACUCGACCAGCAACUCAGGGGAUCCCAGGAAUUCAACAAUGGCUCGCAUGGGGAGGUUAGGUUUCCUCGCAGUGGCCGUGGCCUUUCACCUGAUAUAUGCAUAUUCCAUCUUCGACAUAUACUUUGUCAGUCCUAUUGUCAGUGGCAUGCGCGAGUACAGCGUAGCGCAUAAAGAAGAAGCUCCUGCGAAACGACUGGUACUGUUUGUCGGUGACGGAUUGCGCGCAGACAAGGCCUUUCAAUAUUUCCCCGACCCUUCCCCUGGGCGCGAACAGGAGGCCGACUGGCAAGAACCGCGCCCUCUUGCUCCUUUUCUUCGAUCGCGCGUACUCGAACAUGGCACCUUUGGAGUCUCGCAUACACGCGUACCGACCGAAUCCCGACCUGGUCAUGUCGCCUUGAUCGCUGGCUUGUACGAAGACGUUUCGGCAGUCACUACAGGUUGGAAGCUCAACCCCGUCCACUUCGAUAGCGUCUUCAAUCGCAGUCGCCACACAUGGAGCUGGGGCAGUCCUGAUAUCCUGCCCAUGUUCCAAGAGGGUGCUGUUCCUGGUCGUGUUGACGCUUUCAUGUAUGGUGCCGAAGAGGAGGACUUUAGUAAAGACGCAACUCAUCUGGACACAUGGGUUUUCGAAAGAGUCGAGGAAUUGUUUGCAAGCGCCAGCAAAGACGCUGAACUGGAUGCGCGCUUGAGACAGGACAAGAAUGUCUUCUUCUUGCAUCUUUUGGGUCUAGACACUACUGGUCAUUCCUACCGUCCCUACUCCCGCGAGUACCUGCACAACAUCAAGAUUGUUGAUCAAGGUGUUGAGAAGAUUACCGCUCUGAUUGACAAGUUUUAUGCCGACGACAAGACUGCCUAUGUCUUCACUGCGGACCACGGAAUGAGCGAUUGGGGAAGUCAUGGCGAUGGACAUCCAGACAACACCAGGACCCCACUAAUUGCUUGGGGCUCUGGAGUGGCCAAGCCUGUCACAGUAUCCUCUGGCAUUGCUCCUGGCCACGAGGAUGCCUUCUCUUCGGACUGGCACCUCGAUCAUGUUCAACGUCAUGACGUUGCUCAGGCCGACAUUGCUACCCUCAUGGCUUACCUUGCUGGCCUUCCUUUUGCUGUCAACUCGGUGGGCGAAUUGCCUCUGGAUUUCUUGUCAGCUGAUCAGCAAACUAAAGCUCAAGCUAUGCUGGUGAACGCUCAAGAGAUUUUGGAAAUGUACCGCAUCAAGGAACAUCAAAAGCAGAAUACAGUUCUACGCUACAAGCCCUUCCCAGGCUUUUCUGACGAAGAUCACUCUCCGGACCAUCGUAUUGACAACAUCAAGAAUACUAUAAGCCAAGGAAACCAUGAAAAGGCAAUUCAAGAUUCUGAUGAACUCAUGAAGUUGGGCUUGCAAGGCCUGAGAUACCUUCAAACCUAUGACUGGCUCUUUUUGCGAGCCUUGGUGACUCUGGGAUAUCUGGGAUGGAUGGCCUUUGCCUUUACAUUCGCUCUUGAUCAACACGUAUUUGAUGGUAAGAUUGAUGCCACUCGUUCCCCCACGAGCACGACCGUCUUUUCAUCAAUAUUUGUUGCACUACUUGCAUUCUUGCUAGUUCAAUCCUCUCCAUGGACUUACUACGCAUAUGCAUUCUUCCCUGUGAUGUUUUGGGAAGAGGUGUUUGCUCGUCGCCAGGCACUUUCUCAAGGCAAGGCACUGCUUUCUCAACAACUUUCUGGAAAAGAUGUACUGGGUCUCGGCUUCAAUCUGCUCGUAUUUGUCGGAAUCCUCGAGAUCAUGGUUCAAAGUUACUACCACAGAGAGAUGUACACCCUUUGUUACCUUUUGGCCAUUGUCUGGCCUCUUUCCUAUGGACUCGAAUUUGUACGCCAAAACUGGAUCAUUUCCACAACUUGGGCAUUAGCAUGCGCUUCCAUGAGUAUUUUCACAGUCUUGCCCGCCAUCAAGGUCGAAGAUAGUAGAUUGAUUCUUACGGGUGGCUUCCUUAUGCUUCUCAUUGGUAUUCUAUACAUCGCCUUUGAAAAGAGCGCCAUCGUACCGGAUACUUCAAGUCAAGAUGGACUCGCUGCACCCAAGACAGAUCGCGUUUCUAGGAUUCUUACUGGCGUGCAAAUCGGCCUCAUCGCUCUGGCCAUGGUUGUCACACGUUCCAGCGUUGCUUCAUUGCAGGCCAAGACCGGCUUACCACUUGGUGCACAGGUGACUGGCUGGAUAGUGCUAGUCUCGUCUUUGAUUCUGCCUUUCGCACACUCCUUCUCGCCCAACAACCACUACCUUCACCGAUUGGUAGUCAUCUUCCUUGCAUUCGCACCCAUGUUUAUCAUCCUCACUAUCAGCUACGAAGGUCUCUUUUACUUUGCCUUCAGUUGCACCCUAAUCACCUGGGUUAGACUUGAACAUCGCAUCUACCGCGCAUUUACCACUAGAGGCUCUCUACCCCCACCUACCAGCCCAAUCUCAGAUCUUAAUCCCCUGGCACCAGCCUUGGCAGCAUCAUCGGAUCGUGUCUCCGCUCUUGAGAAGCAUGAAUAUCGUUCGCUGACCUUGGCCGAUGCACGCAUUGCCCUCUUCUUCCUCUAUCUGCUACAAUCCGCCUUCUUCAGCACUGGAAACAUCGCUUCGAUAUCUUCAUUCAGUCUGGACGCCGUGUCUCGUCUCAUCCCUGUAUUUGACCCCUUCUCGCAGGGUGCUCUGCUCAUCAUGAAGAUUUUUGCACCUUUCGCUCUCGUGUCGGCGAACUUGGGAUUGUUGACUCGUCGCCUGAGACUAAAGUCUGGUGCACUGUUUGCAUUGGUCAUGGCGAUUGGCGAUUGGUUGACAUUGCGAUUCUUCUGGAGCGUGCGUGACGAGGGAAGUUGGCUCGAGAUUGGCGAGAGUAUCAGUGUCUUUGUCAUUGCUAGUGCGCUAUGUGUCUUUGUCGCUGGUCUUGAGAUGGUCAGUGAAGCCUUUGUUCGUGGCAUCGAAUUUGAUGACGAGGCCGAGCGCAAGCCUGCGAGUAACGUCAAGGCCAAUGGUGUCAAGGCAGAAUAG
Messenger RNA from Aureobasidium pullulans EXF-150, 3139 nucleotides. Its product is annotated as putative phosphatidylinositolglycan class N. Gene Ontology annotation, biological process: GPI anchor biosynthetic process. Lineage: Eukaryota; Fungi; Ascomycota; Dothideomycetes; Dothideales; Saccotheciaceae. The transcript is spliced from 2 exons. Gene Ontology annotation, molecular function: mannose-ethanolamine phosphotransferase activity. Gene Ontology annotation, cellular component: endoplasmic reticulum membrane. The coding region runs from base 152 to 3139 and encodes 995 amino acids. The record is from RefSeq and is a predicted model, not a curated record.